Penicillium bovifimosum is the source of this 1233-nucleotide messenger RNA. RefSeq lists its product as uncharacterized. Bases 1 to 1233 code for a protein of 410 amino acids. The transcript has 7 exons. Lineage: Eukaryota; Fungi; Ascomycota; Eurotiomycetes; Eurotiales; Aspergillaceae. The record is from RefSeq and is a predicted model, not a curated record.
AUGGAUGAAGAAACACGCCCUCUAGGCUCUAGACAGCCUCAACCGAUAUUAGAUCUACUCCCACCGCCAGAUACACCAGCAGAAGAAGAUCCUCUCCUGGCAUCUCUCACUAAUGAUCUUGACGUUCGUAUCUUACACCGUCGGAACCAAGCUCAGCCCAACCCUGAUAAGGACUUUGGUAUGCCCUAUCCGUUGACCACAUCACGUAACAGUAUUUCUUCUGCGAAGUUCGAACAUGUUGCCAGCCUACCUGCAUAUCCCAAAACACAUCCAUAUGGGUAUACAUAUGUGGUUAACUUGGAAGGAUUAGCACGCGAGCAGGCUGAAGCAGCUAUGGCAGAGGUGCAAUACUCACGGAGUCUUUCACGCACAGAUUCCAAUGUUAUGUGUAGCUACCUGGAGACACGUUGCAUCAAAAGGACAUACAAGUGUUCUGGCAUCAAGAUUUGCAAAUGGCUCCAUGAGGAUCUAAGAGGUCUUAAGCACUCAUCAGUGGACAGUGAUCUGGUUUAUACCAUCACACAGAUCCGCAAGGAGCUUCAAAAGGCCGAUACUCUCACAAAACCCCAACGCGAGAGCCUAGGAGGUGGAACAAGCAACCUUACAACCGACGACACAGCUACCCAUCAUUUCCACAAGAGCCUUAUUCGCCAAGAGAAGUUUGAUAUCGAUUUACUAGCGCAUCUAGUAGCGAAUCCCGCUAGUUUUGAGGAAGAUUACGCGUCUUUGCGCUGCGGCGUAGCAGAAUCCACCAAGACACGCAAACAAGCGUGCGGUAAUAUCCACCCCCAGGGCGACGGGGAGCUGGUGCGAGAGACGUGUGGUGUAAGGUUUAUCACAUAUAUCCCCGUGGAUCUCAACCAGCAGCAUAAGGCUUUGUUUUGGUCUCAAGGGAUUGUCGAGCCGCUCGGUAUCUCCUUCGCGCUCACGUCGGCCUUCACGUACCCCUUCGCCAUCACCUAUCCGCCUUCAAUUUCCCAGUCACGACCGAAUAAAGUUCAACGUCUCGCAUCAACCAAUCAUUUUCAGCAAGAUCAACAGAAAGAUAAUGUCUCUUAUGCUGAUGAACUACAAAUGGCGAAUCUUCGAUUACAACUAGCUCAGAGGGAACUUGAGCUUCAGAGGAGAGAGAUUGAGCUCCAGGAACGAAAGAGGGCUGCAGAGAUUAGGAAGUUGCAGGAUGAAAUCACCAUACGGAAGCUUCGAGCUGAACUUGCAUCUAGCCAUAACUAG